Nasonia vitripennis (jewel wasp) is the source of this 4737-nucleotide messenger RNA. RefSeq names its product flocculation protein FLO11. The coding region runs from base 891 to 3341 and encodes 816 amino acids. NCBI's taxonomy places the organism in Eukaryota, Metazoa, Arthropoda, Insecta, Hymenoptera, Pteromalidae. The record is from RefSeq and is a predicted model, not a curated record. The transcript is spliced from 8 exons.
AAUAGCUCUCUCGCGGUGGACCGACGCCAUCUAACGUCUGGCAUUCCCGACGUUUUUUCUCCGCCGCCGCCGCCGCCGCCGCGUAUAAUCGCCGCCCGAGAGAGCACUAGUGUCUGACGUGAUAGUCGUCGCUGCAGGUAUAGUGUACACCCGGCACAUAUAUUCUCCGCGCUGAUUGAUUGUUUUGCGCUAUCUGGUGUGCGUGUGCGUGUGAGGCUAAUUAUUCACGGCGAGUGCGGCAUAUAAUACGCGUUGUUGAUUCGUCAUCAUCGCCGCCACACGUCGGCUAGAAGAGAAGAAGGCUGUAGUUAUAGUCGCGAAGGAAGAACGAGAGAAGCGAAAGAGGGAGAGAGAGAGAGAGAGAGAGAGUGAGUGAGCGGCUCGAAGGACGGCGAAGUGGAAGAAAGAGAGUCGAAGAGUAGGUACAUUAUACACACGCGCAGAGUGAGAGUGGGAGAGAGAGAGAGACACAGGCGCAGGCAGCAGUAGUAGAUCUCUCUUGCGCGCGCACACAGCGGAGAGACUCUCUCUCUCUCGAGCCGCCGAUGUUAUGUCGAAGGCGCGCCGCUCGCUGCAUUAGCCGUCGACGUCGCCGCUGACUAGUACACUCCGUACUAUACGGGCAGAAAAAUACAGAAGAGCGAAGAGAGUGACUCGCGAGUGUUUGUGCGUACAGCGUCGAAGAUGUGCCGACAGAGGUGAAAGUGCAGCAAUAAGCUAGUACGUAGAGGAGAGCCAGUGCGGAGAUAUAUCAGAGGUACACAAUUUUCACGCCAAGAGAACGAUUUUCCAAGUGAAUCAUAAAAUCUGAAUGAUCUGCAGCUGAGGGCUGCACAGAGUUUUGGCUUUAAAAGUAGCCAAAAAUAUUCCCUCUUAGCGUUAGGUGGGAUAUGAGUGCACCCGCCAUAAAGUCAUCCAUGCCCGGAGUAGGGACACCCACUGCGUCAAGCGGCCACACCAUGUUGCCAAUGAACAUGGUAGCCCAAAAGGUUGUUGCUUCCAACGACCAGUCUAGCGGCGGUAUGAAGCCACUGCAAAACACCAAUCUCAACUACGUCACCCUGCAACCUGCCAGUCAACCCCUCAGUUUGAUCCAGGAACACAGGGCUCCUUCGUAUCAGACCUCCUUUGCUAACAACAUUCCAGUAGACCAGCAACAGCAACAGCAACCUCCACAGCAGCAACAACCACAACAGCCAUCUCAACAGCAAUCUCAGCAGCAGCAACAACAACCACAGCAAGCACAACCACCACAACAGCCACAGCAGCAGCAGCAGCACAAAGAACCUGAACAGCAGCAGCAAGAUGCCAACAAACUUGUACAGAAUGGCACAGAGCAGUCGAAGGUCGAGAAGGACAAACCGGACGGACUAACGGCCCCCGCGCCUCCUACAGCAACUCCGGCCGCUCCAGUGACCUCGACCCCGGCACCAGUCGCGACCUCGGCACCAGCACCGAGUGCGGCGCCGGCACCAGCACCUACAACUACUGUUGCACCAGUGACGGCAGCGCCGUCAAGUAGCAGCAAUGCCGCACCAGUUCCUCCGGCCAGCAGUGCCGUCACGAACGCCGCAUCUGCUGUUCCGACCUCGACUCCAGCUCCCACAACAGGUCCCUCCACGACUGCACCUGCUGCACCAGCAAUCUCUGCCCCAGCACCGGCUUCUGCCAAACCAGCUGUCACGGAACAGCCCAAGGUCAAUAGUUCCAGUGCUGAUGGCGCGAGUGCUCCGGAAAAACAGCCGGAAGCUGAGGCCACACCGAAACCGAAAGAAGACGCGCCUGCGGCUAAGCCUGACCAAGCUGUAGCCACAACACCCACAGUGCAAAGUAAACCCGAGGAGAAAAAAUCUCCAGCUCAAAGUGGACCAAAAGAAGAGACGGCACCCAGCAGUGCUUCUCCUCAGAAACCAGUGCAAACGACGCCAACGGCGACAGCACCUGCUGCAACUAAACCCGAGGAGAGCCCGUCUAAGACCGAGCCUCCCGCGCAGAAAUCUCCUAAAACACAGACGGCGUCAGCCGCUACUACAGCAGCAACAACAACAGCUGCUGCUACUUCUAAGCCUGUUGCAAGCGUGCCCGACAGUCCCGAGAAAGUGACGGAAGCAAAAGACGCGAAGACCCCAGUUUCAUCGCGACCUGCUAAGAGGAAAUCCCGCGAGCUCAAGGAGACCAAGAGUGCUGCAUCUUCGGUGGACGGUGGAUCUAGAUCCAAACGUACCCGAGUUCAGACGACUCCUUACCAGAGCCCGCUGCCGGAAAUGACGGCGAUCGUCAAAAAUCUGUCAAAACCGGCACCCAAGACGCCAGACAGCAAAUUAAUUGUAUUCUACAAGAAUGAAUUUUUGGCGGUGAGGAACACAGAAGGAAGUUUCUUUGUUUGUCAGGCUAUGCAAAAUAUUUACAAAUCGAGUAAGCGUAUUCGUAUACGCUGGUUAUGCCAAGAUAAAAACAAUGGGGAAAUAUAUAUGCCAGACUUCCACGACCACACAGAUUUUGACUGUAUAUUGACGAACCUUGCCUUACACAAAGUCGAAAAAAACAAGUAUCAAUUGACCAAAUAUGAACUGUUAAGAACGGAAAACAUAUUGAAGAGGGCUAUUGACGUUGAAGCAGGACUAUCUGAGAAGCCACGAGUGACUGAAGAGCACCCUGAUGGCUUGGACAUUUCCCUGUACCAAGACGAAGCGCAGCUGAAAAAAAGGAAAGGAAAAGGAAAAGGCGGCAAAGGCAAGCGUCAGCGCAAGAAGGCCAACAAGGAAUCUAGCGAAUCAGAAGAAGACGAUGACGAUGACGAAUCGGACGACAACGACGAUGAAGACGAUAGCUCGUCGGAUUCCGACUCUUCGGACAAGAAGUCGUCGCCAUCCAGCGGUCGCAAAUCUCAAUCGAAGAAACGGUCGGGUAGUAAAGCUGCAAUUGCACAGGCCUCCACGACGCCAAAGGGCCCGAGCAGGGCCGAACGGGCCCUUAACCGAAGCAAGGGUACAGUGGGACCGAGUACCUCCGGCAGUAGCGGCGCCUCCACUUCUUCUGCCGCCAAAAAGGCCGAACCUAAAAAAGCCGUUGAGCCCAAGAAGGCUGUUGAGCCCAAAAAACAGGCGGCAAAGCCUGUGGCGACAGCGAGCACCAGUGCUACAGCUAGCACGCCCGGACAGUCGAGAGCAAAAGCGCGUGGCACUGCAACUGCAGCCGUAGCUUCUACGGCACAAGCAGCGACGCCAGAGACCAAGACAACAGGCGGUCGUCCUAAGCGAGUGGCCAACACCACGACAGUAGCAGCCUCGACGAGCGAAGAAAGCUCGUCGGCGCGCAAAAAACCGCGCGGACGUGCAUAAAGCGACAUUGCGCUCACCCUAACUACGCGGCAUGCGUACAACAGCGUCUGCAUUGUAGGUAACGUCUAUACGUCGCGCCUGGAUUUGCGAGAAACAAGCAAAAAUGAAAAGAUCCAAAUCAACACAAAAAGGAAUUCUAUCUAGUGCGAUAACAUCCUCUCUUUUUUGAGUCUUUGGAAUAUAAUUAUUAAGAAAAAAUGAAGCUGUUUGGUUUGUUGUUGACACUCGUGUUUUUGAGAAUUAAAAAAAAAAGAUAAUAGCGGCUAUCUGAUUAUAGAGUGUAAAUAUAAAAAAAGGAAUGGAAAAAGAGAAAUUCGCACUGAAUAUGUAAAAUCUACUGCGGUCAGGACUGUGAAAAGCGAUGCAAAUGAAGUUGGUUUAAAAGUGUCCAAUUGAAGUGAGGGGUACGCUUUCCUUACUGAGCAGCAGAACAAUCGACAGGGUGUGUUGCGCAUCAAUGCAUACUUUGGCGAUAGUCUAUUUUUGAUGUUGUAAGUGAAUCUUGUAUGAUUCAAUUGGGCUUAAAACAUACAUUUUUUCAUCGGAUAUGAUAAUUACCCAUGUACAAAUAUUAUAUGUAUGUGUCUGUUGGGGAUACGUGAGUUAUAUUCUGUAAAACAGAAAACGCAAAAAGAGCGUUAAAAAGAGGAAAAAAAGAGAGAUGAUAAAAACAAUUUUAAGCAAUCCAAGACCUGGAAAAGUUUAACAGCCCUUUAGAUUUAGAAACUCGACUGUAAGUGUAUUGCUACGUACAAAGGCGAUUGACAGCGAAGCGAUUCGAUGAAAAAAUGAACAUCGAAGUAAUUAAAAAUAACGGACUAAGUAUUUGUCUUUAUUAUUUUUUUGUUUUUAUUAGAGGCUGGAAAAGCACAGUUACUUUUACUUUUUAAUCCUUUUUAAGGAUCUAUGAUAUGCGUUUGCAAUCGUCUUUCAUGUUAAUUCUAUGAAUAAAUAUAUUUGCUCGAGUAAAAUUUUAUCCAGGUCGGAGAAAAGUAAAUUUACAAAUGCAAUCUGUAUUCAGAGUAUCUGUGUUUCUCGAAGCGUACUUCUACGCUUGAUCUGGAAAACCCAGAUGAUCUCUGCACUGGUGCCGCGCAUAUUAAUUUAGCCACUUUUACAUUAUCUACUUUAGAUAAUAAAAACUGCUAGAGGACUCAAGCUAAAUUUGAGUCAAAUGUAUAGAUUUAUUUUACCUUUGUACUUGUCUACUUUUGUCCGAGGAAAAAAAACAGAGUGUAUAUUUACCAGAAAAUGAAACAAAAAUAGCACAUUAGUCUACGUUUCGAAUCUAAAUAACGAUUUGUUAAAUGUAGCCGAUGUUAUUAUUUCAGAAUGUAUUCAUAUCAACAUAAUUAUGAUCUUGUGAAUAAUUUUGAAAAUAAAAAUAACUACAAUA